Penicillium alfredii is the source of this 1218-nucleotide messenger RNA. RefSeq names its product RNA methyltransferase. NCBI's taxonomy places the organism in Eukaryota, Fungi, Ascomycota, Eurotiomycetes, Eurotiales, Aspergillaceae. The transcript is spliced from 3 exons. The coding region runs from base 1 to 1218 and encodes 405 amino acids. The record is from RefSeq and is a predicted model, not a curated record.
AUGAAAAACCCGUCUUUCAAGAAACAUAAAUCCUCCAACGGCCGGCCAUCCCAAGGACAGGAUGUCCUCGACUACACCUCCAAGCCGUCGGCCGUGUUUACUCCGACCGGGGGCCGGUCGCAUACGCUGACCGUUGCGCUGCCGGGCAGCAUUAUUGCCAACGCGCAAUCUCCCGAGCAAAAGACCCUCUUGGCGGGCGCCAUCGCACGCGCACUGGCCGUGUUCUGCGUCGACGAGGUAGUCAUCUUCGAGGAUGACGAGAACCACACAUCGAGCGACGACGACGGCUACGGGUACGACAACCCCGACGACGCCAGCUAUGGCAUGAACCACACCGGCCACCGCAGCGGGUACACGGCCUACUCGGACCCGUCGCAUUUCCUGGCGCAUCUGCUGUCGUACCUCGAGACGCCGCCGUAUCUGCGCAAGCAUCUGUUCCCGAUGCAUCCGAACUUGCGCACUGCGGGUCUGCUGCCCAGUCUGGAUAUGCCGCACCACCUGCGCGCCAACGAGUGGUGCGACUACCGCGAGGGGAUUGUCGUCUCGCCCGCCGAGCACGCAAGCCGACAGCAACACCACCAGUACCAGCAGCAGCAGCAGCAGCAACAGCCCCGCAAGCAGAAUAAGAAAAACGGCAACAACAAACGUCCCCACGAUGACGACAACGGCGACGAAGGCAAUGAUGACCCGGCCGUCGUCGUCGACACAGGUCUCUCCCAAAAAGUCACCGUCCCACACCUCGACCUCCCCCCACGCUCCCGCGUCACCGUCCGCCUCCCGCAAGACGGCACCCCAACCGCCGAGCCCGUGCACCCGUCCGCGCCGCGCGCAGAAGCCGGCUACUACUGGGGCUACUAUGUGCGCCGGUGCCGGUCGUUGUCGGCCGUCUUCACCGAAUGUCCCUUCGACGGCGGCUACGAUCUUUCUUUCGGCACCUCUGAGCGCGGCGACCCCGUCCACCGCGUUCUGGCUGAUGAUUCCCCUUCCUUGCCGCAGUAUAACCAUCUGCUUGUGGUGUUUGGUGGUGUCGCUGGUAUCGAGGCUGCGAUCCGGAAUGACCCCCACCUCCAGGAAAUGGAGAUCCGGCCUACGGAGGCCGAGAAGUUGUUUGAUUACUGGGUUAAUGUCUUGCCAGGUCAGGGGAGUCGUACUAUUCGGACGGAGGAGGCUGUGUGGUUGGGGUUGACGAGUUUGCGUGGAUUGGUUCAGAGGCAGUAG